Messenger RNA from Salvia miltiorrhiza (redroot sage), 1532 nucleotides. RefSeq names its product zinc finger CCCH domain-containing protein 14-like. Gene Ontology annotation, molecular function: mRNA binding; metal ion binding. The record is from RefSeq and is a predicted model, not a curated record. NCBI's taxonomy places the organism in Eukaryota, Viridiplantae, Streptophyta, Magnoliopsida, Lamiales, Lamiaceae. Bases 324 to 1223 code for a protein of 299 amino acids. The transcript is spliced from 3 exons.
AAUAUAAAUAAACUCCCACAAUAUUUUCAACAUUAGUAUUUCAUCCCCACAUUUUCUAUAAUUCGUUGCGCUCACUGUCGUGCUCUGUCUCUCUCUCUAUCUCUAGCUGUAAGAGAAACCCUAGUUUCACUGUUUCAGUAAGAUUUGAGCUCGACCAAUCAAUUAGUGUUUUUUUCAUCUCUUUUUAUACUCUAUAUCGCGACUCACCUCUCAGAACUUCAUAUUUUCGUGAAUUCAAGGUUCCUUCACCGAAUACUGGUUUCUUGAGCAUCUUGUUUUAGUUGAUUUUGUGUUUCAUUUGGUGUAAUUUUGAUCUCUGAGCUAUGGAUACUCGCAAAAGAGGCAGAGCUGAAUUUGCUAACGGCGGUUUCAAGAAACCUAAGCCAGAAAUGGACUCCUUAUCAAGUGGUAUAGGAAGCAAAUCGAAGCCUUGCACGAAAUUUUUCAGCAUUGCUGGUUGUCCCUUUGGUGAGAACUGCCACUUCCUCCACCACGUUCCCGGCGGCUAUAAUGCUGUUGCCCAGAUGAUGAACCUAGCCCCUGCUCCCACCCCACGACCAGCGGGCGGUCCCCCGCCUGCCCACCAGAACGGUCAUGGUUCUGCCCCGGCUGCUGUCAAAACCAAAGUAUGCAACAAAUACAAGACUGCAGAAGGUUGCAAAUUCGGCAACAAAUGCAACUUCGCCCACGGGGAAUGGGAGCUCGGUAAGCCCAUCAUGCCAUCCCACGACAAUCCCCGUGCGACCGGACCUAUGCCCCCAGGCAGGUUCAGUGCCCGGCCGGAGCCACCUGUACCUGGACCUGCAGCUAGUUUUGGCGCAACGGCCACGGCCAAGAUCAGCGUAGAUGCUUCCCUUGCCGGCGCUGUCAUUGGGAAAGGAGGAGUGAACUCGAAGCAGAUAUGCAGGCAAACAGGCACCAAACUAUCCAUUAGAGACCAUGAAACAAAUCCCAAUCUCAGAAACAUCGAGCUCGAGGGCACAUUCGAGCAGAUCCAGCAAGCGAGUGCGAUGGUGAGGGAGCUGAUCGUCAGCAUUGGUUCAGGAGGCGGGUCAGGCGGACCGGGGAGAGCAUUCGGGGGCGGGGGUGGAGGCGCGGCCUCCACCGGGGGUGGGGGCAACUUCAAGACAAAGCUUUGCGAGAACUUCGGGAAAGGGUCGUGCACCUUCGGGGAUAGGUGUCAUUUCGCACAUGGUGCAGCUGAGCUAAGGAAAACAGGAUAGGAUCCAUCAUUUUGUUGUGUGUGGUCUGUGUUUUCUUGAAUUUUUUACCUGUGCAGAGUAAUACAACUCAUGAAUUGAAUCUUGUAGCAGCUACGUAGGUGAUGAUAUUUUAAGAUUAAGACAGUGUAGCAUCAGUCGCAGGUCUUCCUUUUUUCUUUUUUCUAUUUUUGUUUUUGCUUUAACAUUAAGAUUUCUUACAUCUUAUGCUCAAUUUCUUUUCCAUUUGUCGUGAGUCUCUGUCCCGUUAGUUGCUUGUAAGUUGUGACAUCAUUUUUAUAUGUUUUCAGUCAAUUAUAGUUUUUACAUGAA